Messenger RNA from Danio aesculapii, 5628 nucleotides. RefSeq names its product leucine rich repeat and Ig domain containing 1a (gene lingo1a). Gene Ontology annotation, cellular component: plasma membrane. Gene Ontology annotation, molecular function: protein binding. Lineage: Eukaryota; Metazoa; Chordata; Actinopteri; Cypriniformes; Danionidae. The record is from RefSeq and is a predicted model, not a curated record.
UUCUCACGAACAGCUCGGUGUAGUUUAUUUGUUCAGACAUUUUGGAGACUGAAUAAGCGCGACUGGAGACGCGCGCGCGUUUCUGUGUUUGCGCGCGUGCUCGUGCGCGUGUGUGAGGUGCUCUCAUUCGGCGCUGGGUGAGUCCAGACUGCAGACGGGAGCAGAACCGAAACACUGCCGUGAUUUUAAUAGGACAGACGGAGGAUAUCAGAAUAUCUGAACGACUCCUCGAGCUCAUCGAUCAGCCCGACAGAUGACGCUGAUGAAGAUGAUAAUGAUGUCCGUGAUCGCAUGAAGAGAGUUUAUAUGUUUGUGCCUGUGAGGGAUUGAUCAUAUGAAGGGUUUGUCACACACGGAUAUUAGCACUUUCCGCGGUGUUUCUGGACGGAUCGUCGCCUUUUAAAGGAUGAACAUAUUGUAUUGCGGAGAUACGGAAUGAUGCUGUAACCGGUAGGAUGGUGGCAGGGGAAGUGAGUGGGCACAGCUUCCUGGUGGCAUGCUGGCAGCCCAUUCUAAUACUGAUGCUGGGCACAGUGCUGUCUGGCUCUGCCACGGGCUGCCCAUCGCGCUGUGAGUGCAAUGUUCAAGAGCGCUCUGUCUUGUGCCACCGCAAGAAGCUGAUGUCCGUUCCAGAGGGGAUCCCGUCGGAAACACGACUCCUAGACCUCAGCAAGAAUCGAAUCAAAACCAUAAACCCAGAUGAGUUUUCUGCCUUCCCGCAACUGGAGGAGCUGGAGCUCAAUGAAAACACAAUCUCUGCCAUUGAGCCCGGCGCCUUUAACAACCUCUAUGGCCUGCAGACUCUCGGCCUUCGCAGCAACAAGCUAAAGCUCAUCCAGCUGGGAGUGUUCACAGGCCUCAGUAAUUUAACCAAGCUGGAUAUCAGUGAAAAUAAGAUCGUAAUUCUGCUGGACUACAUGUUCCAGGAUCUGUACAACCUGCGCUCUUUGGAGGUCGGGGAUAAUGACCUUGUCUUCAUAUACAGGGCCUUUCACGGCCUUAGCAGCCUAGAGCAACUCACGCUAGAGAAGUGCAACCUGACCUCUGUCCCCACAGAGGCCUUCACGCAUCUGCACAGCUUGGUCACACUGCGCUUACGAAAUCUCAACAUCAACAGCAUUAGAGACUACAGCUUUAAAAGGCUGUAUCGUCUCAAAGUGCUGGAGAUCGCCAACUGGCCCUACCUGGAUACCAUGACCACCAACUGCUUGUACGGAUUGAAUCUUACCUCCCUAACGAUCACUAACGCAAACUUGACGUCGAUUCCAUACUUAGCCUUGCGGCACCUGGUUUAUCUUCGUUUCCUCAACAUGUCCUACAAUCCCAUCCAGAUGAUUGAGGGCAACCGGCUUCAUGACCUGCUCAGACUGCAGGAGUUGUACCUUGUGGGUGGCCGACUGUCAAUGAUCGAGCCCUACUCUUUCAGAGGACUCAACUACCUAAAAGUCCUCAAUGUCUCCAGUAACUUCCUUACCACCUUGGAGGAGUCUGUGUUUCAUUCAGUGGGGAACCUGGAGACACUUGCAUUGCACGACAACCCUCUGGCUUGUGAUUGCCGUUUGCUUUGGGUUUUCCGCCGCCGCUGGAGGCUCAAUUUCAACCGACAGCAACCAACGUGCUCCUCACCUGAGUUUGUUCAGGGAAAAGAGUUCAAGGACUUUCCUGACGUACUUCAGCCUAAUUACUUUACCUGUCGCAAGUCUAGGAUUCGAGAUCGAAAGCCACAGCAGAAGUUUGUCGAUGAAGGCACCACAGUCCACUUUGUCUGCCAAGCAGACGGAGACCCGACACCUGUGAUCAUGUGGCUUUCCCCACAAAAGCAGUUCAUCACUAUGAAGACGAUAGGUCGGCUUACUGUUUUCCCAGAUGGUACCCUAGAAGUACGUUAUGCUCAGAUUCAGGAUAAUGGCACGUAUGGCUGCAUCGCUAGUAAUGCUGGUGGAAAUGACACCGCUUUAGCCCACCUACAUGUUCACAGUUACUCGCCAGACUGGCCCAAUCAACCCAACAAAACCUUGGCGUUCAUUUCCAACCAACCCAACGACAACAGCAUCAACGAAACUAGAGCAACAGUCCCGUUUCCAUUCGAUAUAAAGACGCUUAUCAUCGCCACCACCAUGGGCUUCAUCUCUUUCUUGGGUGUGGUUCUGUUCUGCCUUGUUCUGCUCUUUCUUUGGAGCAGAGGCAAAGGCAACAGCAAACACAAUAUUGAGAUAGAGUAUGUCCCACGCAAAUCGGACGCUGGGAUGAGCAGCAGCGGCGCCGAUGCCCCUCGGAAAUUUAACAUGAAAAUGAUAUAAUCCAACCAGGGAGUUCAAAAGACCCUUCUCGUAAAGACUCGUAAAGACAAAAGCAAGAGAUUCCCUGCCUGAACAACCUCUGGCUCUGAUGAGCUCCCCAUAGAGGAGGGGUUUUUCUCCCCCUUUCUAAAGACGGAUGUGCGGCACAGAGGCAGUUGGUGCUUUUGUUCAAUAUUGAACAUGAGAGGGGGAAAAUGUCCUCAUGCGCACUCCUCUGUGAUGGCCGCUUAAACUCAGCCUACAGGGACCAAUAUCUUUGAGAGAGGAUUUUGUUUUAAAACACUUAAGUUCCUGUGGAUUUUUAUGGGCUAAAAAAAACGUGGAAAAAAAGGAAAACCGAACCUCCAAAAUGUUUUGUGUCAACCUUCAGAAUGCAAAGGCAGAGCAUCCUUCUCCCUGCAGUCCUGCUGCCCACAUCCUCUUUGUUUAACCCAUUGGUUUCUUGUUUUCUACUAAAUUUAAUAGUUUUAUGAGAGAAUAGCCGUAGAUAAAUAAAUCAGGGGUGAAAAGCACAUUUAACAAGCCUAAGUGCUGAAUUUGCCCAUAUUUGUUUUCUACAUUGUGUCUUAACAACAGAAUGUGGAAUAUAAUAGAUUGCAUUUCCAUUCCUGUCACAGAAAAAUGUGUAUAAUGCAACUUUCACCACACAUUGUUUUCUUUACACCUGUACUUUGCUGUUAGGUUCUAAUUUUGCUUUCAGAUGCGGACAUCUGUGGGAUUAACGAAGGGAAUUUUACGACUCAAGCAUCUGGAUAAACAAGUACAGGUUGGAUUAAUGGCUAGGCAAGUGAAAGCACCGGUAAUUAUGUGACUUUUGUUGUGUGUUUUGCUUUAAUUUUAUGUAGCGAUGAUCAAUUUAGCCUACGGCAAGCAUUUCUGUCGUGCCUGGUCAGGUUUAAACCCAUUUAAUGGCACCACAGCUUCACAUUUUUAUAUAACAACCCAUUCCGAGUUGUUGUUUUUUUUUUUUACUCAGAAGCCAAACUAAGAAUGUAUAGCUCUAUCUCCGAGUGCGGAGGUGCGAGAGUGAGCGAGUUUGCCACAGAAUCAAUCAUUUCAUCAAAAGGUGAGAGUGUUAAUAUGCUCGACAGCACUCAAUCACCUUCACCUGCUGGGUCUCACACCUGUCUCAUGCUCUCAGAUCCGUCUCUCAGUUCUUAAACCUGUCUCAUGCUCUCAAACCUGUCUGAUGGUCUCAGUCUUGGACCUGUCUUAUGUUCACAGAUCUAUUUUCUUAACAUUUUAUGAAGCGUUGGUCCCCAAAGAAACACUCCAGCACAUCUAAGGGAGCAGAUGUUGCUGGAUUUAUGGCAUUCAACAUUUAAACUAUCAAACAUACUAGUAUCUACUGUCAUGCAACUAGUACUUAUUUUAUAGCUAAUAGUACUUUUUUUAAUUAGAUAUUUGUCAUUAUCGAUUGGCUACCUUAUUAUUUUAGGUCUAGUGUGAUCUUUUUCUAAAAGAUACUUGUACCUAUUUAUUAGAUACUAAUACUUGUAAUAUUGACAAGUAUCAUACCUGUACGAGUAUCCAGGAGACCCGGAGGGGGGAGGGAUGUAUAGGUAUCGGGGCUGAGGUGUUUGAAUAACACAACCUCUGCGAAUGGUGGGAGGGGUGGGGGUGAAUUGCAGGAGUUUUCCAGGAGAAAUAACAAAACAGGAGAUGGGUCUAAAAUACGGGAGACUCCUGGGAAAAACGGGAGUGUUGGCAGGUAUGACGAGUAUCUAUUUUAUAGUAAGUAGUAACCAAUUUCAAAUUUUUGGGAACUGUCUAUCAAAUAUCAACCAUUCAGUUUUGACUACUAUGUAUUAAUAGUAAUAACCAGCAAGCAGUUUGUUGUGUUUAAAAGAAGUCUAAUAGAUGUCUAAUAGACAUUUUAACAUAGAUGUCUUGGCUAAAAUAAUGCUAAAUUUGGGCUCUCAGUAAAAAUCAAUAGACGCCUAAGAAUUCAAAAUAGACACCCAUAAUUCGACUAGUCAUCAAAUAGGCAGGAUUGGAGGACUAGAUGUGAAGUUUGUAUAAUUUUUGUCUACUUUUGGGCUGUUAUUAGGUGUCUAUUAGAUUUUUACUGACAGCCCAAAUUUAGCCUGGUUUUGGCAAGACGUCUAUGUUUAGAUGUUUAAUAAAUGCUAAAUUACUUGGUGGGAGAUUUACUAGUAAUAAUUCUAGCUCGAUCUCAUGAGGAAACUCAACUAUUUUACAAAUUGUCAGAGAUGUGGCUAAUUCGCACGAUUUUAUAUGAUUUCAGGAUGCAAAACCCUAGACCCCACCCCUAGCUCUACUGCUCAUUGGUUGAUGAGCAAAUCGUACUAACAUGAGUAUGAAUGACAUUAUACAAAUUAAUACAAGGUAGGAACUAAAUCAAAAAGUUACGAAUUGCCACUAGAUUGCUUUGGGUAUUCAUUACAUCCUUAUUAUUAUUAUUUUUUUAUACUAGCACCUGUUAUAACAUUCUGGUACUUAAAACCUAAUUGAUUUUAGUACUAUAUAAAUACUCAUAUCUAUUAAAACAAUACACAGCAGGCACAGGAUGUAAGAUUGACGUUGUACCCCUACGUUGUCGGACGUUGCAUUUUGUUUGGAAAUAAAAAUCAGGUUGACGUCAGAACCCAAUGUCAAGCCGACGUCAGUGUUCAACGUUGGACAGACGUUUCAUUUUGCUUUCUGACGCAAACUAAAAACAACUAAAUAUCAACAUCUAAUAAUGUUACAACUUGACAUUUUGUGGACGUUACCAGUAUGACGUCUAUCAGACGUUGGAUUUUGGUUGCUAUACCUGACGAAUAAAUGUCAAUAUGAUGUUGGUUAAAGAUGUUGGUUCGAUGUUGGAUUUUGGUCAACCGAAAAUUAACAAAAUAUAAACGUCAUUUCACAUCGUUAUUGGACGUCAAAUUAACAUCUUAUGACGUUGUGUGUCUGCUGGACUAGUUCUUAUUGAUUAGAUACUAGUACUAGGAAUGGAAUUAGUUCUUGUAUCUAAUAAAAGGAACUAGUACCUAAAUAAAUAAGCAUUAAUUUACAAUAGAUAAAAAUAGUAAGGCAUGCAAAUAGAUACUAGUAUGUUAAAAUGUGUAAUUGGCUUGCCACACUGAUUUGUUACAAUGACCACUAUCUACUUGGAGAACAAGAUUAGCAUUUAUGUUUACAGUCUUUAUGUUAAACGUUUGUGAAAAAAAAAGAUGGAGUUACUUGAAUGAGAAGAACGCGCAAUUAAAUGUGGAGCAGUGUGCAGGUUUCGAUGCAGAAAUGCAAUGGUUUAAUGAAUUCUCUCCACAGUACAGCUGUGUUUUUAAGUGUGUGGUUUAAUCUGGGCCAAGCAGGCAGGUGA